AUGACUCUGCCAACCCCACUUCUCCUCUCCGUCCUCUCUCUCAUCCUCCUCCCCUCCCCCUCCGCCGCAAACGAGGAUGCCGCCUUUGUCAUCCAAGGCGACUGCAAUCUCAUCUUAUACAACAAAGCCAACGGCUUCCAGUCCAACACCCACGGCUUUGGCACCAAUUGCACCCUCACCCUCUCCGAUCACGGCCAACUCCUCAUCAAAGACGGCCAAGGCUUACAAGUCUGGUCCUCUCCCGGCGGAUCUAAGAAGGGCAAAUACGUCGCCGUCCUUGGCCCAGACGGUAUUCUCAACGUCUUCGGACCCUCGAUCUGGUCCACCCCUCCACUCUCUUCUCCUUCCGCUGCCAUCGACGCCGAGUUGAGCAAUCUACCUUUUGUGCGCAAUGUGUUGUUCUCCUCGCAGGUUCUGCACGAGAGCUCGAAGCUGACGAGCAGAGACUACACUUUGGAGAUAACGGAGGACUGUAAUCUGGAGUUUACUAAAGCGUCGGUGGGAGUGGUGUGGCAAAGCGAGACUAACGGUAAGGGGCAGCAUUGCUUUGUUAGGCUUGACGGCCAUGGACGGCUUGCAGUGGUGAAUGACCAUUACAAGGUUUUGUGGUCGAGCAAGCCGGUGGGUGUCGAAGGGGAAUAUGUUCUUGUUGUUCAAAUUAACGGGCAGGCUGUUGUGUAUGGGCCUGUGGUGUGGUCCACUGGUUCUUGCUGUUUUGGGAAUUUGGAUCGAUUUGCUUUGAGGGUUUCUGGUUUCAAUAAACUGGAGGAGGACAAAUAA
Dendrobium catenatum is the source of this 780-nucleotide messenger RNA. Its product is annotated as mannose-specific lectin 3-like. NCBI's taxonomy places the organism in Eukaryota, Viridiplantae, Streptophyta, Magnoliopsida, Asparagales, Orchidaceae. The transcript is spliced from 2 exons. The record is from RefSeq and is a predicted model, not a curated record. The coding region runs from base 1 to 780 and encodes 259 amino acids.